Messenger RNA from Mobula hypostoma (lesser devil ray), 819 nucleotides. It is a transcript of the gene dnph1, whose product is annotated as 2'-deoxynucleoside 5'-phosphate N-hydrolase 1. Gene Ontology annotation, molecular function: 5-hydroxymethyl-dUMP N-hydrolase activity. Gene Ontology annotation, biological process: deoxyribonucleoside monophosphate catabolic process. The record is from RefSeq and is a predicted model, not a curated record. Lineage: Eukaryota; Metazoa; Chordata; Chondrichthyes; Myliobatiformes; Myliobatidae. Gene Ontology annotation, cellular component: nucleus.
AAUGUUUUAGAACUAUUGGCCCGCGUAAUCCAUCUUGUUUCGAUACGUGAAAGAUAAAGGGAAUAAUAUGGUACCGAUCUUCCGUGAUCCUCCCAAGCUGCUUGUGUUAUCCUGUACCGACCCCCCUCCCCCAGAGUCACUGUCUGUUUCCUCAUCCAUUGCCCCGUCCGUCAGGUCGUCGACCCGCCGCCAUCUUUCGGAGAGUGAGUCUGAGGCGGCGGCGAUGAGUGUCCGCAUUUACUUCUGUGGCAGCAUCAGAGGCGGGCGGCAGGAUGUGGAGAUAUACUCCCGGAUCAUCGGACAGCUGAAGAGAUUCGGGAAAGUUCUCAGCGAGCACGUCGGCCACCCGGAGCUGAAUGCGAAAGGUGAGGGUAGAAUGGAAGCUGAAGAUAAAUGCAUCCAUGAUAGAGAUUUGGAAUGGCUGCGGGAGGCUGACGUCAUGGUGGCAGAGGUCACUCAACCAUCGUUGGGUGUUGGUUAUGAAAUUGGAAGAGCUGUAGCCAUGAAUAAGAAGAUUCUGUGCCUGUUCCGACCAUCAUCAAAGUAUGUUCUCUCCGCAAUGAUUCGAGGAGCAGCGAAUGGAUCAAACAUCCAUGUGAAGGAUUACUCAGAGGAGAAAGUGGAAACAAUUCUACAACAAUAUUUUGAACAACACUUAUAGGCAUAAAAAUCAUUGCUUACCCAGUUAUAAAAAGGGGAUAAUGUUAACUGUUGGUGUUAUGUACCUGCAUACACAGAAACUGCUUCCAAUUAAAAUACAAGAUUUUUGAAGGACAAAUUGUGUCGAGUAAAAUAAAGAGGUGUGUUCAAGCUAGCUAU